Molecule: messenger RNA, 1989 nt
Organism: Archocentrus centrarchus (flier cichlid)
Lineage: Eukaryota; Metazoa; Chordata; Actinopteri; Cichliformes; Cichlidae
Gene: mat2b
Product: methionine adenosyltransferase 2 non-catalytic beta subunit methionine
Exons: 7
Coding region: 277-1287 (336 amino acids)
Biological process (GO): S-adenosylmethionine biosynthetic process
Cellular component (GO): methionine adenosyltransferase complex
Molecular function (GO): methionine adenosyltransferase regulator activity
Source: RefSeq, a predicted model, not a curated record
AUCAGUUCCGAAGCGUCAGUUCGUACCCGGACCCGCUGACCCAGAUAUUGACUCAAACCCGGGUCAGUGGCGUUAAAGAAAAGCCGGUUAGCCUGCAUGCUAACAGCUAGCGGCAGCGCGACAGCAGCUUUACUUUACUAUUACUACUUUACGGCAAACAGCUGAUCCGACCGGAAGUGACCGGGAGAAGCAGAAAGUGCGCAUCAGAAAAUCCGCGAGGCUCCGAGUGAUCGAUACGUGGUCAGUAACUGAUAUCACGCACGUGUCCGCACAGACAUGAGCUGCGCAAGCGCAGAACUGAAGAUUCUGUUCAGUCCGGGGCGUGUGCAGCUCGUUCAGGAGGAGGUGCUGGUCGGAGUGCCAAGGGUCCUGGUUACUGGGGCGACAGGUCUUCUGGGUCGAGCGGUGUGCAGAGAGUUUCAGAGCGCUGGAUGGACCAUCAUCGGGACCGGAUACAGGAGAGCCAGACCCCGCCUCCUCCGUUGUGACCUCACAGACGAGGAUGCCAUCAGAGGACUGCUGCAUGAAUACAAGCCUGAUGUGAUUGUCCACUGUGCGGCGGAGAGGCGUCCAGAUGUAAUGGAGAGACACACUGAAGCAGCUGUUAAUCUGAAUGUGCACGCCACAAGCACGCUCGCCAAAGAGGCAGCCGCCUGUGGGGCACUCUUCCUUUACAUCAGCACCGACUAUGUGUUUGACGGCAGGAAUCCUCCGUACGGCGAGGAUGACAGUCCAAAUCCUCUCAACAUGUAUGGGCGGAGCAAACUGGAGGGAGAGAGGGAGACGCUGCGCCACUGUCCAGGUGCGGUGGUGCUGCGGGUGCCUGUGCUGUUUGGGGAGGUGGAGUCAGUGACAGAGAGCGUCGUGACAUCGCUGUAUCUGAAAGUUCAGGAGGCAUCGGAGGAGAGCUGCACACUGGAUCACUGCCUCCAGAGAUUCCCCACUGAUGCCCGGGAUGUUGCCACUGUCUGCAGGAAACUGUCUGAGCGAGCAAGACAGGACCCGUCCAUCAGAGGAAUCUUUCAUUUCUCGGGAAAAGAGCAGAUGACCAAAUAUGAGAUGGCUGUGGCCAUCGCUCAGGCCUUCAACCUGCCAUCCAGCCACCUGAUACCUCUGACCGAGCAGCCAGCAGCCUCAGCUCUUCGUCCAAUAAACAGUCAGUUAAACUGUUCUCGUCUGGAGCUGCUGAACCUGAGCGUUGAGCCACGACCUUUUACCUCCGCCAUCAUCGACUGUCUGUGGCCAUUCACGCCCGACAAACGCUGGAGACAGACCGUCUUCCACUGAGACGGUGGGAUUAAGACCAGGCAACAAUGUACAGGUUAUUCAGUGUUUGUGCUCAGAGUCCUGCCUGCAGGCUUCUACACGGCUGAUGGUAUUACCAGAUUACAGUCAUAAUAUUACCACGUUAUCAUCAGAAUAUUGAACAUUACCAGAGUAUCCUCAGAUUAUAACCAGAUUAUGGUCAGAAUAUUAUUCAGAGUUAACUCUUGUUAAUCCCUAACUGUUCAUGUUUAGUGUAGUUUCACUUUAUAUCAGUGUGAACAAACUGAGCAUGCUCCAUUAAAUAUUCAGUCUACACCUUACUGUGUUCUGACAACAAAAUGUUUUAUCUUAUAUUACUGCUUCCAAUCUUCAGUCUAAUCCAGACCCUAUUAGGUUAAUCUGGACUCUUUUUUUUUUUUUUUCUUUUUUUUUUUUUGUUUAAUUUGGACUCUUUUUGUUUAAGCUGAGCUCUGUUAGUUUAAUCUGGACUCUAUUUGCUGUAUGUAUGCUCGGACCUGAGUGAACACCUGUAACUUUAGGUUGAAUCUGAAAUUUUGAGUUUAAAAUAAUCACAGAUUGAAAGUGGCUCUAAAUGAAACAGAUGUACAGUGUCCUUUGGAGGACAAACCUGCUGGUUUCAGGACUGAAAGUGAAAUGUCUGUUUCUUCUGUCUGUGGAUGUAAACGUCUGUCCGCUAAACAUUAAACACAUGAACGCUUCAAA